GUCGUGACUUCCUAGGUACUCUCUCACAAAAGGCACAUAGUUCGCUGAUGCCUGAACGGACAAAAAGGCUUAAAGUUGUGUAUGAUUUGUUUGUAAUGCAUGCAUGUCGCGAGAAGUGAUCUACUACAGGAUUCAAAACAAGAAGUUCAAGUGCAACUUGAUGUUGUUCGGAAGCGUCUCGUCGGAAAUGUCAAUUUUUCGCUUCCGCGCGAGGGUGGCGAUGCUGCUUAUGCAAGCGACGGGCUUGACAUGCUAUUUGUACGGGUCCUUGAUGAUACAUAGAGAAGGCACUUUGCAGUUUUCAUUUUUUUGAUUUUUAUUUUUUAGAGAAAGUAUGUAAAAGAUGCGUCUAUCUAUGUAUACCGACGAGAAUCUAGUAGCUUUCAUCUCUUAAAAACACCUCGAUGUUCCAAAUCUUCAGUCUGCAUCUACGUUCUCCUCACUGUCUUCUAAUGUCACGUGUCGGGCAUGCAGCAGCCGAGGCCGUUGCAGGAGCAAGAUCGGAUGAAGAGUCAAGAGAGCACUAAGCACUUGCGACAGGAACGGAAUGCUCAUGCAGGACAAGAAGGUAGAAGUGCACUACAUUCUGCGUCUUCUGCAUUGCUGUCUUCCACUUCGCGACAACAAAUUGAUCCUAUCACCGGACUCGAGCCCGGACAUGAUCCACUCCACCGGCAUAGCGUUUUUAGCUAUUGGUUCUGGGCCGAGCACUCGCAGGCAGCUUGGGCCCAUGCAACGUCGAUGAUCCAACGCGGUUCUUCGCUGCAGCUGGCUGGCCCACAGGGAUUUUUCGCAAAAUUAGGAGAGAAUCUUGACUGGACUGCAUUCUAUGUGUAUGAAACUGCGGAAAAUGGCUUAUUGGUAUCGCUCAUUUUUUGUAGGAGACCCGCACAAACUUUCAUCAUGAGCCUCUUGUCAAAGAAAAACGUCGCACCGGCAGACAUCCUCAUUAUUUUCUAGAAGUACAUGGUCACUCUUCUUUGUUUUUCAUGUGCAAGUAAGUCUAAGUAACACGAAACGAAACAUAAUUAAUCAAAAGCUUACGACCAAGCACUACCAAAGCACUAAGAAAUAAGAUUGCAUUUAUUCCCCUGAAUUUCCCCUUGCAAAUGAGUCCCCGCACUCGAGACAACACCUCGCGAACAGGUAAAUGAAUGAAUGGAAUAACGUAAUUACUUACUUGUUAGUGUCAAUAACAAACUUCGUUAAUUUAUUUCUUCACGAUCUUCUUCACAGGCUGCAGGGCGGUGGUUCGGGGUGUGGAGCCCACACAGUCCCCACAUGCAGCAACAUCACGAGGAGAAUGUGUUUAGCAGCACCGCUCCGCGUCGGAGCCUCGCAGUUGGAGCGAAGCAGUCAUCGAUACAGACACGGGACAGAAACUGGAAUUGGGGGAAACGCCUAGAGCAUCAUCCACAUCACCUGUAUCACGCGGACGGGAGACACCCUUUCUCUAUGCUUGAGCAAAGCUCGUUUUAUUUAUGCGACCCACCAUAAACGACUUGAAUUUGGUCCUGAAAAAAAUGCAAGUAGAAGUAAUUCAUGUCGAAGAGGUGCCGACUACAACUUGAUAUCAAUGUAGUACCUCUACGGUGAAGUGUUUGUCUUCCUGUUGUAGCACGAAAAAGAACAUACAACUUGGGGAUGGGUCAGUACUUUUCUAAGGGAAGUGCCGAAGAAAACGUUUACUCUGUUUGUCAUGAUGGCCGCGGCCUGUUUGCCGGCUGGUUUAUGCUACAUGGCAAACAAGCGGUACAGCGAUACGAACGAGGCGAUGUUGAGGGAGAAGGCUAUGCGCGAAGCUGCAGCAGCUGCAAAUGAAGUAGAUGCACUUCCGCCACCUACGUCUUGAUUAAUAUUUCUAGCGACGAAGACGAGUUCGCGACUCUGGAUUUUUAUGAUUCAGUUUCCGAGAAAAGAUAGAAGAUAUAGAGACGAAGGUUGGAACAUUUUCGUCUUUUCGGCAAUGUUGUAAAAAGUGGGUAAGUUACUGAAGACGCGGCGAUGCUGUACAGCUGAUUUGCUCGGAGUGUUGUAACCGUUCUACGUGCACAAAGAACCGC
Molecule: messenger RNA, 2063 nt
Organism: Amoebophrya sp. A25
Lineage: Eukaryota; Dinophyceae; Syndiniales; Amoebophryaceae
Source: the annotation of a GenBank genome assembly